Messenger RNA from Lethenteron reissneri (Far Eastern brook lamprey), 5972 nucleotides. RefSeq lists its product as uncharacterized. The record is from RefSeq and is a predicted model, not a curated record. Lineage: Eukaryota; Metazoa; Chordata; Hyperoartia; Petromyzontiformes; Petromyzontidae.
UCCCAGGGUACAGUGGGUUAUUUCUGGCAUAGUUGGGAGCUGUGUUGCCGGCCACGCAUACCAUUAUAGUCAUUGGGCUCGAAGCAUUGGGGGUUAUGUCCUGCAGAUAGCGGCAAAGGGUUGGCAGAGGCUGUAUUCGGCGUGCAUUCGUAUGCUUCAUCGGCGUUAUCUAAACGUGCGUCCUCGGGUUUGAUCGGAAUCGACUGGAAACAAACGUUUAAGCGGCUGGGGGGUCUUGUAAAUCUCUGGGCUUGCAGUUGGAAAAAUGUUCACCCAUGUGAAGAAGCCAACCCUUAGCAAUAAGGGCGCUGGGUCGGAAGAUAUUUUUCCAAUCGAUUACUACGAAGACCUUCAAAAUGCUGCUUCCAUCGUGGAUAUUUUCAAGUCCUCGGCAAACGGCUCGCGCCCCGCCAGCGUCAUCCUGACGUCGGCUCCUUGGACCGCGGGGGUCGAAGCCCCCUUGACCCCUCCGACCUCGCCCGUGCCAUCGCCGCCCUCGGCGUCGGCGGAGGAGGCCCCGAUGCGCGGCUGCCUCGGCCCCUGCCGCCGCCGCCGCUGCCGCUGCACCGGCAGGCUGUGCGCACUGCUGGUGCUGCUGUCGUGCCUGGUGCUGGCCACAGCGGCUCUGUCAGCCGCCACCUUCUACUUGACAGAGCUGCACGCCGUGGAGGUGGCGAGCCUGAGGCAGCAGAUCGAGGCUCAGGGAGUCGUUCUGCAGCGGCUGCGAUCUCUGGCCGCACGCAAUGCGGGCUCCAAGGCCGCUCUCGUCUCUCCUGCCUCGGGCAUUCGCUCCGCGAGUGAAACGGGCAGGAGCAAGGGGCACGCGUCACUUGGCAAGGCCCAGCCCACACGGCCCUUAACUGCUGCUCGUUGAUGUGUACGCUGCUUGUCCUGGUGAGGGUCACGGCGGCAGCGUGUUGAGUAGUGGCGGUCCACACCUCCCUCUCCCUGGCGACAGACUCCAGCACUACUACACUAUACACUACUAUACACUAUACACUACUACACUAUAUACUACUACACUAUACACUACUACACUAUACACUACUAUACACUAUACACUACUACACUAUACACUACUACACUACUAUACACUAUAAACUACUACACUAUACACUGCUAUACACUACACACUACUGUACACUACUACACUAUACACGACACUACUACACUAUACAAUACUACACUAUAUACUAAUACACUAUACACUACUAUACAUUACUAUACACUGCACUACUAUACACUACGGCACUAUCCACUACUAUACAUUAUACACUAGUAUCCACUACACUACUAUACACUACUACACUAUACACUACUAUACACUACACACUACUAAACACUACACGACUACACUAUACACUACUGUACACUUCUACACUUCUAUACACUAUACACUACUACACUAUAGACUACUACACUAUACACUACACUAUACACUACACACCAGCAGCGUGUCCUGGGCCAGCCCCGGGGUCUUGGCCCAGUAGGACGAGCUGCUGCUGCUGCUACCAGGUAGAGUUCCAGGGGGAGGCUACCGGGGGGCAUCCUUACCGGGUGCCCGAACCACCUCAACUGGCUCCUCUCGAUCCGGAGGAGCAACGGCUCGACUCUGAAGCUCUCCCGGUCACGGAGAGCGAUCGCGUCAACCCUGCGGGCAGAAACCUCAUUUCGGCACUCUGCUACCCACGAUCUCAUCCUUUCGGUCAUUACCCAAAGCUCAUGGCCAUAGGUGAGGGUGGGAACGACCUGUAAUUGAUUGCAAUGUUAUUAUUUUUGUUUGUUUAUUUUGAAUGGUAUGUUGCUGUAGUGCUGUGCGAUGCUGUGAAUCGAGCGGGUGAGUUCAACGAGUCAUCACAAGGACUGGACCCCUCGCGCAUAAUGAUCAUGAAAAUGUAGAUUUGAAAAUGCGUGCGAUAGUGAUGAUUGACAGAAUAUCCCCUAUUUUGUUAUUGUACAGGGUGGUCCAAAUGUCUUAUGACCCCCAUUUCAUUCUCUAUAGCGUAUUUUGUUUUUGUAUACCAAUGGGUGUUAACAAAGAAAUGAAUAAGCAAAGGAAAUAAAUUUCAGGGGUCAAAAAAUUGGGGAUCAUGAGGCAUCCGGACCACCCUUUACAUUGCACCGUGACGUAAGUUGAUAUAAACACUUUGUUAAGGUAGCAACUGGCAUUGUGUAAGUGUGACGCGUGUUUGCGUUCAUGACAAAUUUAGUUUGUGUAUAUUUUUUAUAGACAAGUGAAAGUGGGGGCGGGCGGGAGCAGAGGAACAGUGGUUAACUGACUUGAGUUAUGACCUCCACUUUGCCGAGUUUUUAAAUCCUUUAUAUUAAGUUCGCUUGCUUGCUUGCUUACGACCGUGCAAAUCUUUCGGUCGUUUUUUAACCCACUUCCCGUGAUCCAAUCGAGCUGACAUUUUGCACACAGACUCGUUGUGCGAGACAAUUAAUGUUCGUGAAAAACAUUUUCCAAAAUUUUACACUGUGUAGGGAAAACAAAUUUAAUAUUUAAUUACCAAUUGCUUAAUACUGGCAGACAAUCAUUUGACCCAUAGGUGGCAGCCAUCUCAAGCCAGAGGACGAGAGGACUCUAGCCGCCACGCAUAUAAAGGAUUUAUAGUGAAAAACUUAGUUUUUACUGGUUAUACUUAUCCCUGACCCACGGCUACCAUCAGUGGCGCACAAUGAACUGGUCCUGGGGCCCACUUCAACAACGCACACCGAGCGAGGAGUGAACGGUGAUCAAACAGGCCCGAUAGCCAACACGACGACGUGGGGAGGCCUUCAUCCAGCAGUGGAUCGCGAGCGCCUGUAAACUAACUUUAAACUGUGUUAACGUUAUGAUCAUGCAAUUUCUAGAACGUACCAUUAUUUUUUUAGUUUUAUAGGGUUCCAUUCACAGGGGCUUAAUAUACAUUUUUUUAAUUUACUGCCCAUUGUAGAACCAGGCUAGCACCUCAUGAUAUUCAUUAUCUCGAUGAGAUUGGGUAAUUUGAAGUUUCAUCUUUAUAGGCCAAGUGUUCAUUUGUUCAAAACUUGCCAUUGAAAGUGGCUGUGAAUUAGUUCUGUGUUUCGCUGGUAUGAGUUUUCACAUUUGGUGCUGCAGUGAUGUCAGUCAAAUUGUUCGCGGAUGAAGGACCUUGAAUCUUAAUACAGGUUUGCUUGGAUUUGGUCGCGUAAAUAUGAAUGUGUCAUGUUAAACCCGCCACCAUCUGGCACAGCCAACGAGUAAGGUUUGUCACGUAAACAGAACGUGGCCAAUUCGUCACUAGUACAGCACUAGUGUGUAGUGUAUAGUGCAGUGUAUAGUGUAGUGUAUAGUGUAGUAUACUAGUACAGCACACCGGUGUGUUGGAGAGCCAAGCCACACCAUUUACAAUCUGAGUACGACGUUUCGCCAGUACUGUAAUUACAACUAACUUCAUCAGGCGAGAGCCAGAUUUGUGGAGAAGUCCUCCUGUUUCGUUCCUUAAAUAGAGGCGCAGAUGUGAUGACGUCACUUGUGAAGGAGGGGGGGGGGGGUAACGAAUGCAUCUAAAUUACAAUGGGUGGCCAUUGCCGGUUGUGUUAGUCACAUGGUAAUCAACGGGCGUGUGUCGGGUGGUGACGGGUUUAACAACACAUUUAUAUUUACGCGAUCUAACAAAAAAAACAUUACAGAUGAUAUUGGUCACCACUCUGCGGGAUUGCCUUGAGGAACGUUUAGAGGGAAGGAUUUUUUUUCAUUUUAAUAAAGUAAAUAAUCAGAGAAUGCAACUUCUUCCUUAAUCUGUCUCUCCACAUAAAACAACAUCAUUUUUUUUACAUAUCCCAAAUGGCCACACGGCCUUCUGAGGAUGAUUUAUUUUAAUUAUGAAGCCUGAAAUAGUAAAGUUGACAUUUGCAUUGCUCUAACUAUUUCAAUUGACGGUACGCACCCGGGGGCAUCAUAAUUCAACCUCCCCCAUCCCCACCUCCACCCCUCCCGCCUUGACAAUGCAAUAAACUUUCGAGAUUCAGGCUCACACAGUUGGACGAUUAAUUUUGGAAUUUGGCAAAAUGUUGUUCCCUGACUGCCCGGCACGUAGCGGCCUGCUCUUUGCGAAUGGCGUCAGGGGAUCUUCAAUGCCCACUGUCAAUCAGGUGGAACGUAGCUUGAUUAUGGCAACUGUAUUACGCACCCGCAGUGAAACAUUAACUAAACUAUUUUUUUCAUUUUAUUUUACCAGGUGAGGCCCACUGAGCUAUAUAGAUAAUUCUUCAAAAACGACCCGGCCACAAAUGAUAGCUCGGUGGUUUAUCACGUGGACAUGUAUCACGUGACUUUACCGAAAGACCCAAACAAUAUCAACGUUCGCGUGUUUCGACUGGGUUGGAGUCAGAGGUCGCAACCGGGUACCCGAUAUCCGUACCCUACCCGAUACCCGGCUACCCGUACCCGGCCGGGUAUGGGUACGGGUACCCAUUUGCGACCCUGGUGCGGCCGGGUACGGGUACGGGUAAGGAAUCAAAACCCAUUUGCAACUUCUGGUUGGAGUUGGUUACAUGCCCCGAGUAAGCGGUGGAGAACAUCGUUUUUCAAAACGUGCGUCCGGCGAUUUGUGGUGCACUAGGUGGCACUGUCCCUGUAGCGAUGCCGUGCAGGCGCGUGGAUGCGCCGAGGCUUCCGUCGGGAUACAAAAAAAAGAAGCCGCCAGUUUUCCAAAUAUAACGACGUUAAUAUUCAGAAUGCUGACCGCGCUUCGCCAAAUACAUAGCCGCAUUGUUAAACAAAAGUGCACGCGCCCUGAGACAGAGAGAGCGAGAGAAGCUUGAAUUACGUUGCACGGGGAGGGUCAGAGGUCAUUUGUAAAGCUGAUGGCUGCCUGGGAGAAAGCGUUUUACAACCAAUCCAUGAUGACACCGUAAUGAUAAUGAUCAACACUUGGGCGUAUGCCACGGACCCACUCAGUCCUGCUCCACGUUAUCUCCCUAAUUGGAGAAAAGGUGCAGAGAGCCGGAAAAGGGGUGACCAAGAGGCUCGUCACAGCCUUCAAUGGGCGCUCUUACACUCUCUCAUCACUGCCAACCGUGGCAUGUUUAGAUUUGAUUUUACCAAUGCCUGUGAUCCAGCAUCUCCGAUUAGCACGGUUGGCAACGUACGGUGUGAAAGAAGUUCAACGUACGUAUUACACACGCACACAUCCACGUAAUGAUAGUCCAAGGGACUGGACACGUUGAGUCCUGCCAGAGAAAUGUGGAAUUUACACGAUGGGGUUGAGGCCAGGAAUGAAGAUCAGCACCGUAAGACGUGGUUCAUUUUCACGGGAACCCACAUUACUCUUUACCCAUAAUGUUCCACGGCAAUGCACAACGAGUUUGUGUGCCGGAUUGGUUUGUUAUUGUGUUGGAGUGCUCUUGCCAACAACAUCUGGCAAAUAUUGCAGAAAUUGUUUAACAAGCCUGCCUGCUGAUGAGGCUGAGAAUGUUGAAGCCAAUCCAGUUUUCGGGAUUAAAGAAAAUGCUGCUUCAUAACGUUGGUCUGCAAACUCAGUGGGCCGAUCGACUAACAAAUAUGGUUUAUUUCUACGUGAAGGCACUGAACAUAGUUUUUUUUCUUAUAAAGUCUUCAGUAUAAACUUUUGUUAUAGCCGAAGACAUGUUCCGCAUUCGGGUUGCUACGUUUGUCACAGACCAAACUCGGACAUAUAUCGCUACGUGGGUCUAUCAGCUGCGUAGAGUACUGCGAUGAAGUUCAAUGCAACAAAACAACCAUAUCUCGAGGCAAACACAUUAUUGUCACCGGAAUACAAAUGCCAAUUCCCAGACUCUCCGGACCAAACACAGACGGAUGUCAACCCCAUUCUACUUGCACUGCUGGUCACGCACUCUGAAGCCGAUUUAGCUACUGAUGUAGAGUUGCUUUAAUUCUAUUACUGCAGCCCAUUAAAACAUUUGAUUUGGCUACACCUCAAAGUGUGAUUUCUCUCAUCAUCCGUUUUAUUUCAACGUCUACAAGC